GCAGAGGCAGCUGUUCUGUUCCCAGAGCUUCUGGGGUACAUCCGGCUCUCAGGGGUUGCUUAGGCGGGCUCCAAGUUCCAGGAUCACGCAAGGUGGGUGCCUUCCCUUCUGGGCGCUCACAGCAGAGCCUACCUUCCCUCUGCCACCAUGAGCGGCUGUUCCAAAAGAUGCAAGCUUGGGUUCGUGAAAUUUGCCCAGACCAUCUUUAAGCUCAUCACUGGGACCCUCAGCAAAGACAUCGCCUGGUGGUAUUACCAGUAUCAGAGAGAUAAGAUUGAAGAUGAGCUGGAGAUGACCAUGGUUUGCCAUCGGCCUGAGGGACUGGAGCAGCUGGAGGCCCAGACCAAUUUCACCAAGAGGGAGCUGCAAGUUCUUUAUCGAGGCUUCAAAAAUGAGUGUCCCAGCGGUGUGGUCAAUGAAGAAACAUUCAAGCAGAUCUACGCUCAGUUUUUCCCUCAUGGAGAUGCCAGCAUGUAUGCCCAUUACCUCUUCCACGCCUUCGACACCACCCAGACAGGCUCCGUGAAGUUCGAGGACUUUGUAACUGCUCUGUCGAUUUUACUGAGAGGAACCGUCCAUGAGAAGCUAAGGUGGACAUUUAAUUUGUAUGACAUCAAUAAAGAUGGAUACAUAAACAAAGAGGAGAUGAUGGACAUUGUCAAAGCCAUCUAUGACAUGAUGGGGAAAUACACAUAUCCUGUGCUCAGAGAAGACACUCCAAGGCAGCACGUGGAUGUCUUCUUCCAGAAAAUGGACAAAAAUAAAGAUGGCAUCGUGACUUUAGACGAAUUUCUUGAAUCCUGUCAGGAGGAUGACAACAUCAUGAGGUCCCUCCAGCUAUUCCAAAAUGUCAUGUAACUGUGAACCCAGCCAUCUGGCUCUCAGAGACGUUGUACUGAACAACCACUUCUUAACACCUUGCUCUGCCCUCGUUCUGAUUUUACACACCGACUCUUGGGACGGAAACACCUUUUGCAUUUUGAAAGAAUUCUCCACUGGAGACUUUCUAUGGAACCCAGCAUCAUAUGGCUCAGUCUCUGAUGGCCAGCUCUUCCUUCUCCGUCUUCUUGAGAGAGACAAGAUGAAAUUGGGUUUGUUUUGGAAGCAUGCUCAUUUCUUCACACUGCUGCCCUAUGGAAGGUCCCUCUGCUUGAGCUUACAGUAGUGCACACUUUUUUGCUUGCGUGCCCCAGCCCACUGCCUCCAGCAGAUCUUGAUGCAUCUGGAAGCAAGAUGACCUGAGCCAAAUGCACACCAUCCUCUGAUGGCCUCCCAAACCGACGUGCCUGUUUCCCUUCUUUUGGUGGGAAGAAUGAGCAUUACACAGAACAGUAUGAAUCCGUAUAUGACUAGAUUGGGAGAGCCAGCACCUAACAUAUGUAGGCUAGAACUGAAUUCUUAAGCAUGGCAUUGUCUGGUGACACAAAUUGCCCACAUCCUUUGUUUCCAGAGGAAAG
This is a messenger RNA of Prionailurus viverrinus (fishing cat), 1457 nucleotides long. It is a transcript of the gene KCNIP1, whose product is annotated as potassium voltage-gated channel interacting protein 1. Gene Ontology annotation, cellular component: voltage-gated potassium channel complex. Lineage: Eukaryota; Metazoa; Chordata; Mammalia; Carnivora; Felidae. The record is from RefSeq and is a predicted model, not a curated record. Gene Ontology annotation, molecular function: potassium channel regulator activity; calcium ion binding; transmembrane transporter binding. Bases 148 to 858 code for a protein of 236 amino acids. Gene Ontology annotation, biological process: regulation of potassium ion transmembrane transport. The transcript is spliced from 9 exons.